Messenger RNA from Elgaria multicarinata webbii, 2522 nucleotides. It is a transcript of the gene TACC3, whose product is annotated as transforming acidic coiled-coil containing protein 3. The record is from RefSeq and is a predicted model, not a curated record. NCBI's taxonomy places the organism in Eukaryota, Metazoa, Chordata, Lepidosauria, Squamata, Anguidae. Gene Ontology annotation, biological process: cerebral cortex development; cell population proliferation; mitotic spindle organization. Bases 57 to 2318 code for a protein of 753 amino acids. The transcript has 16 exons. Gene Ontology annotation, cellular component: cytoplasm.
AGGAGGUUUUGCCGAAAUACCGGAGACGGCUGGAAUUCCGUUGGCGCGAAAGCAGAAUGAGUCUGCAGGCUUUAAAUGGAGAAAAUUUUAGUGAUGACAUAACAGCAGAAAGCUGUGCAAUACUUUUCACAUCUCCGGAGGUCACAGGCAGGCCAUCUAUUCUUCGUCCAUCACAGAAAGAAAAUGUGCCACCAAAGGGGAUAGUGAAGCCUAUGAAGGUAACUUUUCAAACUCCUAUGCGGGACCCUCAGACCCGCAGAAUCUUGAGUCCAGAUGUAAGGAAGAAAUCUGAAACUUCUCUUAUACUAGAUGACUGUAUCGAGGUUCCAGAGGAUUUUGUCUUCCCUACAUCUAAUCCUGUGAGUCAAGAAACAAUUACAGCAAGUACAGAUAAAGCAAAAGAAGGGAUAGAGACAGAAGGAAAAGUUAGUCCUGAUCCUCCAGAUGGUGUCAUUCCAGCAAAAAGCAAAGAAGUCCAUGCUUCUGAUACUGAUUUAUUCAAGAGUUCUGAUAGCCUUCUUGAUUCUCCUAAAAGUCAGAAAAUGUCUCCUUCUGAAGUUUUCAUUGGAGCUGAAAAAUGGGAUAGAGAUUCUCUGCCAUUUGAUGCAAUUUGCCUGACUCAAACUGCUGCUGAAAGCAAUCCAUCUGAAGAAACCAGCUGCAAAACAUGUUCUUUCUCCUUAGUCUCAUUGCUUGAUGGUGAUUCCCCCAAACAACUUCUAGGCUCUAAUGAGGCUACAAAAUUGGCUCCUAACCAAGUUGACAAAGUUGAGCCUUUGUCAAUCUCAAGUAUGCAGAGUUCUUCCUUGCAGCAUGUGCAAGAGUCCUAUAGCUUUGAGAAUCUCAACUGUGGUGAGGUAAAAGAGAAGAUGGAAGGGAAAAUCAACACUAGGACUGAAGAAAGUUCUGUCCCCAAAACAUCUUAUAACUUUGAUUGCAACGAUCCUAACUUCAACCCAUUUCAAGGUGGCACCAAAAUGCAGAAUUCCCCUAAACGACAUGUGCCCAGCAUUGAGCAAGAUAAUAGCCAAGCAGAUCCUCUUCAAAUGCAGCAGCAUAAUCCAGAUGAAUCUGAGGAUAUAGAAAUACCCGAAAAUCUGAAGGAGAUUGAGGAGCAGAAUGUAACUGAAGAUCACGCAGCUAAAGCAGAAACUCAAGCUGAACCUUCAAGUGAAUUGAUGUUGCUUGGAGAUGGCCUACCACUUGCCCCCCCUUGUGGAAGAACUGAAAUAGCAGUGAAUGAAAGCAGCCAGAUAGAUACAGAAAAGGAAGAGUUCAGAUCACCUAUGGAAGUUCUAGGAAUGGACAUAGAAGUAGACUAUCUGGAGCAAUUUGGAAUGGCCUCGUUUAAGGAGUCUGUUCUAAGAAAGCAAUCUCUGUACUUGAAGUUCGACCCUUUGCUAAGUGAAAGCCCUAAGAAAAGUGGUGCUAACAACGCAAUGCCUGUUAUUCCUUCACUACUUCAAAAUGGCAGACAAUUUACAGAAAUGGCAUCCUAUGAUGCAAAAACAACUGAGCCUGAAGAAAAGCCAUGGGGACUAGACCUUCUUGGAACUUUCACAGAUCCGGCCGAAGCUUUUCUGGACAUCCCAACCAGUAAUGAUACUUCAUUGUUUCCUUGUGUUCUGUCUAAUGAGGCUAUCAUAGAAGUAUUGAAAUACAGCCAGAAAGACAUGGAUGCAGCGGUAGAAAAGGUUAAACAUGAGAACGAUGUUGUUGUCAAAAAGCUUGCUUCUGAGGUACAAGAAAACCAAAGAGAAGCUUUGGAAUGGAAAAAGGAACAUGACAAAAUUUGUAUUGAAAAUAAAGAAAUGGGAAAAAUUGUUGCAGAGUUUGAAGGCACCAUAACACAACUGAUGGAGGAUUCCCAGAACCAAAAGAAGCUUGCAAAAAAAGAACUGCAGAAAGUAUUGGAGGAAAAGCAACAAGCCAUUUCUGAUCUGAACUCCAUGGAAAAAUCUUUCUCUGAACUCUUCAAACGAUUUGAAAAGCAGAAGGAGGCGAUAGAAGGAUUUCAAAGGAAUGAAGAGGCUCUAAAGAAAUGUGUUGAGGAUUACCUUGUAAGAAUUAAGAAGGAAGAGCAGAGAUACCAAGCAUUGAAGGCUCACGCAGAAGAAAAGCUACAUCAGGCAAAUGAGGAGAUUGCGCAAGUAAGAAGCAAAGCCAAAACAGAAGUGGUGGCACUCCAAGCCAAUUUGCGCAAAGAACAAAUGAGAAUCCAAUCACUAGAAAGAAGCAUUGAGCAAAAGGCGAAGGAAAAUGAUGAACUCACAAAACUCUGUGAUGACUUAAUUUCUAAGAUGGAAAAAAUGGAUUAAAUCUCUGUGCCAUUACAUUUUCCUGUGCUAGUUCUCCCUUCAAAUCUUGAGAUGGAUAAUUAUGAAAAGUAAUGAGUAAAGUUAACUUGCACUAGCUUGACUAAUGUUUUUAUACAAAAACAGUCUAUACUCACCUUCUGUUUCCAAAAAGCAAUCGAAAACUGGCAAAGACAUGUACAUCAUUAUUUCUGUAAAUAAAAACUU